CCCACGUUCGAAACUCCCGGCCGCCACUCGCCGGGCGGGCGGUGCAGGGCCGCUCCGUUCGUCGUUUCACGGCCGCGGGAGGAGGCGGCUGCCGGGCGCCGUGGGCUCCCAGCGAUGCGGGGUAAUGUCUUACCUGGGACUGAGAUAUGGAAAACAGCGAUGUAGUGAAUCCUGUACAAGAACCCCCCUUGUGCUCUGCAGACUGUGAUGGCAGAAACCCCCCCAGCUCUGUCUGCAACUUGAAUUCCAACAGAGGUCCUUCAUCCAAUCCCUGUGGAGUUUCUGGUUACUCAGGGAAUACCAGGUCCUCAUUAAAGCCUGGUUCUGUUGAGCUGCUUGCCUCCUUUAUGCAAGAUAUCCAGAACAUUGGACAUGCUAACUCGGAAAUUGUGAGGAACUGUGAGACAAGGUGGAUACAGCUUCUGAGACUGGUAGAAAAACAAUGCCAGGAACAAAUAAAUGCCCAGCAAGAGCAGUUCCACCAUCAAAUCCAACUGAUUCAGGAUGAGAUAAAGCAGCUGGUGAGGUUGCAGAGCAGCAGCUGGGCCGGGGGCCGGGCUGUGCCCUCCCUGCCCGGCCCCAUGGGGAUGUGCUCGGAGGCGCUGGAGGAGCGGGAGAGCCUGGGGAGGCACCUGGCAGCCGGAGAGGGGGAGAGCCCGGCCGGGGCCGCGGGGCUGCCGCGGGGAUGUGCGGCCAGAGAGGGCUCCGUGAACAGCGACAGCUCCAUGAACAGCGGCUACGGCUCCCUGUCCGCCGAGCCGAGCCCGGCCCUGCCCGGGCCCUGCCCGGCACAGCCUCCCCCCGGGCCGCGGCUGCACGGGGGCGGCCCUCAGAGCCAGGGAGAGCCGCCAGCACAAACAGCAGAGGAGAGUCCUCCAUCCGCAAGGGGGGAUAGCUUGGUCUUUCCUGCUGGCUUGGAGCAUAAAGCUGAUGAAGAUCAUCCAUGUGGGAAAAAAGCCAGUAAAUCUUUAACAUCAUGGGCACAAAAGUUGAAACAAACCCAACCAAAAAGAGUAACUGCAGAUGAAGGAUGUGUGAACUCUAUGCAAGAAAAUGAGAGAGUGAAGAGAUUACCACUUGACAAUACAAACCUUACUGAUGCUGCUUCGCCACCAUACACUUUUUACCUCAAUCAACCCAAAGAAAGUCCAAAUUCUGUAGUGUCAGAAGCUUCAGGACUUUCAUACUGGAAGUUAGAUGAAAAGGAGAUGUAUCACACUUUACCAGAGAAUUUCAGAAGUGAGUUGCCUGAUACUUUUGUGGAGAAAACAUCACCAGUUCAGUUGUCUUCUGCUGAUGAAAGGAAGUUGUCAUCACUGAAGGACAUUUAUCAUAAAAGACAAAGGGAAAAGCAGCAGCUGCCAGACCAGAGUUUUAUGCCUUCUUCCCAGCCAAGUCACCCACCAGAGAUUUUGACGUUGGACCCAACCCUGCAUAUGAAGCCAGGCCAGCAGAACCAGGGACUCAGUUUUUCCAGGACUCCUGCAGACUCUGCUCCCUUUUCUCCAGACUCUAUGGCAGAGCCCGGAUUUCCAAGUCAUUGUGACACAGACUCUUUUUCACAGACAAGUCAUUCACCUCAGCUGGAUGAUUCUCCAACACACCCUGCCAGCAGCAGAGCUGUGCACUUGGACCUGUGGAGAAAUCACCCAUUCCAGAGUGAACACAGGGCCAGCUCUCCCUUCCCAGUGGCUCCCAGGAAUGCUGACAAUGACCAUUCUGUCAACACUGAAGAGGAAGAAACACUGACUCUAACUCCAUCUUCUCUUACUCAGUGUGCUGACAGCAGUUUGCCAGAUUGCAGCCUUUCAGUGGCAUCUCUUGAGGAUCCUGUGGUAAUGUCAAAGAUUAGGCAGAGCCUGAGGGAGAAGCACGCCCGACACAUCGCUGAUCUACGAGCUUACUAUGACUCUGAGAUCCAGAGCCUGAAACAGCAGCUGGAGUCCAGCCACAGAACUGCUGCAUCUGAGGAGCUGAAGAAAAUCAAUCAGAGCCUUGCUGACAGGUGUGACCAGUUAGAUUCAGCUCUGAAUGAAGCAAGUGCUCACAUAAAAGCCCUUGAAAAUAAGAAUAAUCAGCUAGAAAAGCAAGUGGCAGACUGGAGGGAGCGUUUCUGUGCCCUCAGUGACAGCUCCAAGGCCCUGCAGGAGCGGCUGGAGGAGAUGCGCGCGAGCCACAAGGAGAAGGACAACGCCAUCAGCCGCCUGCAGUCCCGCCUCAGGGAGCUCGAGGAGGCCUUUGAGAAGGCUUACAAGCUAUCUGACAAUAAAAACACCAGGCUCCAGGAAGAAAACAGAAUGUUCCAAAAUCUUUUAGGAGAAUACGAAUCCCUUGGAAAAGAACAUGAAAGAGUAAAGGAUACAUUAAAUACAACUGAAAACAAAUUGCUUGAUGCAAACACAGAGAUUUCUGAUUUGAAAAGGACAAUUUUAAAACUUGAAGCUCAGCUCAAGCAGGUGGAACAUGAAAAUGCCCUGAAACUUCGCCAUAUAAGUGAAAAUCGUUUCACAAGAACCUCUUGUGCCAACAAGUUGGGAACUCCAGAUGUCAGCAGGAGAAAGUGGUUGAUACCAGGAGCUGAAUAUUCCAUUUUCACUGGGCAGCCUUUGGAGGGCCAGGAGAGCCCCAAAGACAACAGGCUGGAAGAAACCUAUAUUCCUUCUAGGCACCAUUCUCCUCCUGAGAAAGACUCCUCACAGGAAGACUCUUCAACCAACACAAUAGGAAAGAAAGAAAAUGAGAUGGCAGAAGCACCAAUUCUAAAAGCCUUUAAAGAACUUGAAGAAGGAAAAAUUCUUAAAGAUUGGGGUACACAGACAGAAAAAGAAGAUGCACCAGCUAAACCAUCAACUCGACGUCAGACUGUGGGGUUUGUUGAACCUUCCUUGGUUGCAAACAGAUCUCCAGAGAAAGGGAGAGACCAGCACAGACCCAAACGGUUCAGCUCCCCCUCUGGCCAGAGGUCAUCGUCCCUUCCUCCUGCCAACAGGAAAUCCAGCACUCCCACAAGAAGAGAGAUAAUGUUGGCACCAGUGUCUGUGACAUACAGCCCAAAACGAUCUCCAAAGGAAAACCUCUCUCCUGGAUUUAGCCAUUUGCUCAGCAGAAAUGAAAACACAGUGACAAGGUUUGAUAUACUUCUAGAUGACCUGGAAACUGGUGCUACUUCUACUUUACAGCACAAUAAUCCAAGGAAAAGGCUCCAAUUUCAGUCACUAGAUGAUGCAGAAGGAAGGCAGCAUUCAGGUGUCAGGCAGAGCCCCUGUACUGAAUCUGUCAGUAAUGGAAUGAAGAAAGCAGCAGCAGCCUGGGAGGAGAGGAGCCAGAGACAUGAGGCAGUGCAAUCACCUUGUGAGGAAGACUUCAAGUACACAGCAAGGAUUCCAACUCUGGCUGAAACCGAGAGGCUUUUUGAUGAGCUGACUCACGAAAAGCAACAGAUUGAGGCUGCACUCAGCCGAAUCCCUUGUUCUGGUGGAAGAAUGACCUUGCAAGCAAGACUAAAUCAGGAAGCCCUGGAAGAUCGUUUGGAAAGAAUUAACAGAGAUUUGGGGUUAAUACGAAUGACUCUGAAAAGAUUUCAUGUUUUGAGAACCUCUGCAAAUCUUUGACAGUUCUCUCUUGACUGCAAAUAUACUUUUUUUUUGCACUAAUAUAUAACGAUGCACUCAGUAAAUGCAAAUUGUUUUGUAUUUUUAUAAACCCUGAAAAGUAGUUUUGCAACCAUGUUACCCUUUACAAACAGCAAUAUUUUGUACUUCAAACAGCCACCUCUAUUUUAAACGUAUUUUGUUACACCUGAGAAAUCAAUGUUUAUCCUGUAUUGUAAUAUUUUUAGAAAUAUUAAUUAUUUUUAAAUAGUGAUAUUCAAUUUAUAAUAAGAAACGAAAAGGCAGCUUGUUUUCAGGAAAAAAAAAAUGGUAGUGUUACCCUUUUGCACUUGGUUUUCCUCCACUAUUUUAUAAAUAUUUAUGGUGUGAUGUAAAUAUUAGCCAAGAGGAGAUUUUGGACUUUAAUACAAAAAGCAACAUGAAUUAACCUGUGUUAAAGGGAACCACUGUUCUGUGGUAAAUCCUUUUAAUUUCAACCUUUUCCAUGGGUGUUUCUCAUUGGGACAGAACUGUGAGCAAUACUUGCACUGUGGCUGGCUGGGGCAGGAAAAUCCUUCUGUGCUGGAUGUGAAGCCUCCCAGCAGUGCCAGUGAGGGGUGUUGUGAUACUGUGAGUGCCAGGAUUCACCUGGCAGCAGCUCCUGCCUCCCAGUGAACAGCUCAGCUCCAGCUGACACUCCAGGACUGCAACUCCUUCCCUGAAGUUACUGGGUCCCUGUGCCAGGCUGGGUUUUGUGCCAGUGAUCUGUUCGUGUACAUUUCAUGUAUUUGUGAACAUAAAUUAAUUUUUCUUGGUGGAAAAAAUAUAUAUUUGCCAGUUGACAUAUUGUUGCAUUGCUGUCCAACAUUGAUAUUUUGGUUUGUAUUUUAAUAUUAAAUAAAUGUUUAAUUAGA
This is a messenger RNA of Melozone crissalis (California towhee), 4504 nucleotides long. It is a transcript of the gene MPHOSPH9, whose product is annotated as M-phase phosphoprotein 9. Bases 147 to 3611 code for a protein of 1154 amino acids. Lineage: Eukaryota; Metazoa; Chordata; Aves; Passeriformes; Passerellidae. The record is from RefSeq and is a predicted model, not a curated record. Gene Ontology annotation, cellular component: centriole. The transcript is spliced from 24 exons.